Hippopotamus amphibius kiboko is the source of this 1804-nucleotide messenger RNA. It is a transcript of the gene NEIL2, whose product is annotated as nei like DNA glycosylase 2. The coding region runs from base 86 to 1075 and encodes 329 amino acids. Gene Ontology annotation, biological process: base-excision repair. Gene Ontology annotation, cellular component: nucleus. NCBI's taxonomy places the organism in Eukaryota, Metazoa, Chordata, Mammalia, Artiodactyla, Hippopotamidae. The record is from RefSeq and is a predicted model, not a curated record. The transcript has 5 exons. Gene Ontology annotation, molecular function: DNA N-glycosylase activity; damaged DNA binding; DNA-(apurinic or apyrimidinic site) endonuclease activity.
CGCGCGCACGCCCGGCGUCGGGUCCUGCGAGCCAGGCGCGGAGACGGCGUGCGGGCCUUGCGGGCGCUGGGGGCCCGAAGCCAGGAUGCCGGAGGGGCCGUCUGUGAGGAAGUUUCACCAUCUGGUUUCCCCCUUUGUGGGGCAGCAGGUGGUCAAGACAGGGGGCAGCAGUAAGAAGCUAAGCCCUGCCGGCUUCCAGUCCCUGUGGCUGCAGGACACCCAGGUCCAUGGAAAGAAAUUAUUCCUUAGAUUUGAUCCAGAUGAAGAAAUUGUGUCCCCUGGCAACAACCUACUGUCAGAGUCUCUACAAAAAGGAGAGCAGAAGGAAGAGGCCAGACACCACCAGGAAGUCUAUGACCAGUCCUCUCGGUCCCUGGGAGGAGACGAUGUUUUCCCCAGUGGAGAUGAUGGUCCGCAGUGUUUGGAGGGAGACACCCCUGCAGGAGGUGCUGAGAGGUGGCUGCAGGUCAGCUUUGGUUUGUUUGGCAGCAUUUGGGUGAACGAGUUCUCCAGAGCGAAGAAAGCAAACAAGAGGGGUGAUUGGAGAGACCCCAUUCCAAGGCUGGUCCUGCACUUUGGCGGGGGCAGCUUCCUGGCCUUCUAUAACUGUCAGAUGACGUGGAGUUGCUCUUCCCCAGUGGUCAGACCCACCUCUGACAUCUUGUCAGAAAAGUUCCAUCGAGGACAGGCCCUGGAAGCUCUGGGCCGGGAGCAGCCCGUCUGUUAUACGCUGUUGGACCAGAGAUACUUCUCAGGCUUAGGGAAUAUCAUUAAGAACGAGGCCCUGUUCAGAGCUGGGAUCCACCCGCUUUCUCCCGGCUCACUCCUGGGUCUUCCGCGCCUCGAGGCCCUGGUGGACCACGUGGUGGCCUUCAGUGCAGGCUGGCUGCAGGGCAAGUUCCAGGGCAGACAGCAGCACACACAGAUCUAUCAGAAGGAGAAGUGCCCCGCCGGGCACCAGGUCAUGAAAGAGGCCCUUGGGCCUCCGGGGGGCCUCCAGAGGCUCACGUGGUGGUGCCCCCAGUGCCAGCCAAGGUUGUCACCAGAGGGGCCAGAACAGGUGCAGCCCUCCUAGGGUGCUCGGGCCCCUUCUGCACAGAGCCUUGCCCCUGAGGGACCGUGAUGCCUGAGUGUCACCAAAGGGGGUAUGGGGAGAGGUUGGGACUGGGGACAGGAAUUGGGGGGAGGUCACGGGACUCCAGUGCUGUUGAUGUUCAUCUCACCGGAGUUCAGGCUAAGGCAGUCUCCACAGGGUUUCAUUUUGUUCUUUUCUAGUUUUGGUUAAUUCCUCCUAUCUAAUGUCACCAUUGUGACAGAUGAGACAAAUCAUGAUGGCACUUAAGGGGAAACUUUCCAGAACGAUGGUGGAGCAAUGAAAAUGAGAACCAGUGGAAGACAGCUGUGCCAAGCGUUGCUUUGCAGCUAUUUGGUUUGGUUUUGGUUUUGAAACAUUGGCUCGUGUUAAGACCCUCCAUUUGAGAACCAGGAAAGGGGAAUUAUCCUUCCUGGUUCCCCAGGAGGGAUCCAGGGAUGAGGAGGGAGUAACAGGAGAGUAGUGCUCGGAUUUAUCCUCCUGCCUGGACCCUUCCCGUGGGACAGAGACACCAGGAGAAGGAGGGGAGAUGGGGGACCAGGGAGCUGGCCACCUUCCUGUUGUGUCCAGUGGGCUUUAGAAAAAAGCUACUUGUUUCCUCCUCAAGGUGAUGUAUUUGUGACUGUUGAUGUGCUCAACAGUGCAGGAAUCAAGGUUGUUAGCAAACCUAGAAGAAACCAGGACAUGAAAAUAAAGCUCUUUGUUACUUUG